This is a messenger RNA of Acanthosepion pharaonis, 1413 nucleotides long. Lineage: Eukaryota; Metazoa; Mollusca; Cephalopoda; Sepiida; Sepiidae. The record is from the annotation of a GenBank genome assembly.
AUGGAGUCAAAAAAUAUAUUCACACCUGAUGCCAACCGUAAUCAAAUCAAAAAGAAUAUUUGUAUGGUUUCUGACUUUUUCUAUCCAAACAUGGGUGGAGUGGAGAGCCACAUAUAUCAACUCUCCCAAUGUUUGAUAGAACGGGGUCACAAGGUCAUUAUAGUGACCCACUUCUACAAAGGCCGUGAAGGUGUCCGCUACUUGACCAAUGGUCUUAAGGUGUACUACAUUCCAUUCACACCAGUUUACAAUCAGUGUAUCCUGCCAUCAAUGUUUACAACACUGCCUUUGCUCAGAAACAUUUUCAUUCGAGAGGAAAUAGACAUUGUUCAUGGACAUUCUGCUUUUUCCACAUUGGCCCAUGAAGCAAUGUUUCAUGCUCGGACUAUGGGCCUGAGGUCCAUUUUCACUGACCAUUCUUUGUUUGGUUUUGCCGAUGCUAGUUCCAUUCUGACUAACAAGGUCCUUACAGUAUCUUUGGCAGACUGCAAUCAUACCAUUUGUGUGUCUCAUACAAGUAAAGAGAAUACAGUGCUAAGGUCGUCCAUUAAACCAGAAAUGGUUUCUGUCAUCCCAAAUGCUGUAGAUACCACCAUAUUUGUUCCAGAUCCAUCAAAGAGAAACCCUACAAAAAUCACUGUUGUUGUGGUUAGUCGACUUGUGUACAGAAAAGGUAUGGAUCUUUUAGCUGGUAUCAUUCCUUUGGUGUGCAGACGUUACCCUGAGGUAAACUUCUUGAUAGGUGGAGAUGGUCCCAAACGUAUUGUUCUUGAGGAAGUGAGAGAAUCGUAUCAUCUUCAUGACAGAGUGAAAAUGUUAGGGUCUUUGAAACACAGUGAAAUGAGAGACGUUUUGGUAAAGGGUGAUAUAUUACUGAACACUUCACUAACAGAAGCAUUUUGCAUAGCAAUGGUAGAAGCUGUUUCUUGUGGGUUACAAGUGGUGUCUACCAAGGUGGGAGGGAUCCCAGAAGUUUUACCUGAAGAUCUCAUCAUUUUAUGUGAACCAAGUGUUCAAGCAUUGUUUCAAGGCUUGGAAAAGGCACUUCAUUUUAGCAAAACUGGAGAAAUCUUAGAUGCAUUUGAAACUCACAAACGGAUCAAAAAGAUGUACAACUGGCGGAAAGUUGCAGAAAGGACAGAAAAAGUGUACAAUAAUGUCAUGGCUACUCCUCCUCGAGAUGUUAGCCAGAGACUAACAAAGUUCUAUCAAACUGGCUCUCUUGUUGGAAAAUUAUUGAUAAUUGUGGCCGUCAUAAAUAUUAUCUAUUUGGCAUUGCUUCAAUGGUUCUUACCUGAUGAAAAAAUUGAAAGAGUACCAGUUUUUGUGCAAAGGCAUCGCCAACAACCAACAAACAAGAAAACUCUUCCUUCCCAUGAAGUUCCUGUGCAGAUUCCAAAUUUCAACACUUGA